Molecule: messenger RNA, 1163 nt
Organism: Spinacia oleracea (spinach)
Lineage: Eukaryota; Viridiplantae; Streptophyta; Magnoliopsida; Caryophyllales; Amaranthaceae
Product: vesicle-associated membrane protein 721
Exons: 5
Coding region: 221-886 (221 amino acids)
Biological process (GO): vesicle-mediated transport
Cellular component (GO): membrane
Source: RefSeq, a predicted model, not a curated record
CUUCAAAACUCAAAAAAGUCCCACAUCAACAAAAGAGGGGUUUAAAUUUUCCAUUCUCUCUCUCUUACCCUUUCCCUUCUCUCUCUAGAAGUCUCAACCAUCUCCAAAUCUCUGCAAAUUUCCCCAUUUUUUCAUCUAAACCGCGGUGGGUUUGAGUUCUUCACUUUUUCUCUCUUAAAAUCCCCAAAGAUCUGUAAAAAAGAAAGAAAGAGAGAGAAAAAUGGGACAGCAAAACCUGAUCUACAGUUUUGUAGCAAGAGGGACGGUGAUUUUAGCAGAGUACACGGAGUUCACCGGUAAUUUCACCAGUAUCGCAUCUCAAUGUCUUCAGAAACUUCCAGCUACCAACAACAAGUUCACGUACAACUGCGAUGGUCACACCUUCAACUUCCUCGUCUCCGAUGGAUUCACUUUUUGUGUAGUUGCAGUUGAGUCCGUUGGAAGGCAGAUUCCUAUGGCAUUCUUAGAGCGAGUGAAGGAUGAUUUUAACAAGAGAUACGGGGGUGGAAAAGCUGCCACUGCUCAGGCAAAAAGCUUGAACAAAGAUUUUGGGCCUAAGCUUAAGGAGCACAUGCAAUACUGUGUGGAUCAUCCAGAGGAGAUGAACAAGCUUGCGAAGGUACAGGCUCAGAUUUCAGAAGUCAAGGGAGUCAUGAUGGAAAAUAUUGAGAAGGUUCUAGAUCGUGGUGAGAAGAUUGAGCUUCUUGUUGACAAAACCGAAAAUCUCCGGUCACAGGCACAAGAUUUCAGGCAACAAGGAACACAGAUGAGGAGGAAGAUGUGGCUUCAGAACAUGAAGAUCAAGCUUAUUGUGUUGGGUAUCAUCAUUGCAUUGAUCCUUAUCAUAGUGUUAUCAGUUUGUCAUGGGUUUAAUUGCGGGAAGUAGUUCCCUUUGUUACCGGGGAAAAGGGGUUUUUGGAGGCGGUUUGGUUGUGGGUGAAAUAUAUUUGGUACUAUAGUUGGUAACGAACGAAUACAUCUAUUCCCUAAUGUUGAUUAUCUUCUUUAUUAUAGUCCAGACUUUUGACUGUUCUUGGUAGAAUCCUGCAUUUAUCUGCUGGUGGUUGAUUUGGGAGGUGAAUGCUUGUAUUCAGUUCUCCAAACUGUGGUGUGUAUAGGUUGUUGUCUUGAGUAUAAAACGGGAAUUUUCGUAUCGUGGUAAA